GUGGUUUACGUCACACCCUGGGCUACAAGGAGGCAAGAUGGCGGCGGUUACAAGGUGCUCAGUUAGUUUAGUGAGAAGACUGCUCUCCCACCACUACAAGCGUCGGUGUGUGCGGGUCUUUAAAGCCACCAGGGACCAGCCCCCGCGGGCCUGCCUGUCCAACCUCUACAAUGAGAGGCUCUUUCAUACAACCAGUGCGUGGAGCGGACCCAUCAUGCAGUUCAAACUGUCUGACAUCGGAGAAGGAAUCAUGGAGGUCGUAGUGAAGGAAUGGUACGUUAAGGAGGGCGACAAGGUUUCCCAGUUCGACAGCAUAUGUGAGGUGCAGAGCGACAAGGCGUCCGUCACCAUCACCAGCCGCUACGACGGCGUCAUCCGCAGACUGCACUACGCCGCGGACGACACAGCGCUGGUGGGGAAGCCCCUAGUGGACAUCGAGACCGACACCGGGCCAGAAGUGGCCCAGGAGGAAGACGUUGUGGAGACCCCGGCCAUGUCUCGUGAGGAGCACACCCAUCAGGAGAUCAAAGGCCAUAAGACCCAGGCCACACCCGCAGUCCGGAGACUGGCCCUGGAGAACAACAUCAAACUGAGCGAAGUUGUCGGGACUGGGAAAGAUGGACGUAUUCUCAAGGAGGAUAUUCUCAACUUUCUGGCAAAGCAGACGGGAGCCAUCUUGCCUCCAUCUCCAUUCCAUGAGACCCGUGAGUCCCAAAGACCAAAGGAGGUGCAGCCAGCCAGCCUGCCAGCCAGCCUGCCAGCCAGCCUGCCAGCCAGGCCCCAACCAGUCCUCAGCAGCCAGGAUGUCACCGAGCCUCUGAAAGGCUUCCAUAGAGCCAUGAUGAAGACGAUGACGGCGGCCCUGAAGAUCCCCCACUUUGGCCUCUGUGACGAGGUGGACCUGAGUCGCUUGGCUGCUCUGAGAUCAGAUCUCAGGGGCAUCAGUGAGUCUCGUGGCGUUAAACUCAGCUACAUGCCCUUCUUCAUCAAGGCGGCGUCCCUCGGCCUGCUCCACUUCCCCGUCCUCAACGCGUCUCUGGACGAGGCCAGUCAGAACAUCACCUACAAGGCGGCUCACAACAUCGGCCUGGCCAUGGACACCAGCCAGGGUUUGCUGGUGCCCAACGUGAAGAACGUUCAGCUUCUCAGCGUGUUUGAGAUCGCCAGAGAGCUGAACCGCCUCCAGGUGCUGGGGUCCUCCGGUCAGCUGGGGACCUCCGACCUGACCGGAGGAACCUUCACGCUCUCCAACAUCGGCUCCAUUGGAGGAACUUAUGCCAAGCCGGUGAUUCUUCCCCCUGAGGUGGCCAUCGGAGCUCUGGGCAAGAUCCAGAUCCUUCCAAGGUUCGACUCCAACGGAGAGCUGGUUAAAGCUCACAUUCUGAACGUCAGCUGGUCGGCUGACCACAGGGUCAUCGACGGGGCCACCAUGUGCAGGUUCUCCAACCUGUGGCGGCAGUACCUGGAGAACCCAGCGUCCAUGGUCCUGGAUCUGAAAUGAAACCUCAGCCUCAUCUCCUGAAGACCUCCUCCAUGCCUUGUUCCUUCCUGUGGGCGUGGCCUUAUGUUACAGCACCUCCUUCCAGUGGGCGUGGCCUUACGUUACGGCACCUCUUUCCUGUGUGAUUGGUGGACGAGGCUUAUGGGGUCGCUCUUUCAUCUGCUAACCCUUCAUUUGGGCUUUGAACUUUCCCUUGGGUUAGUCAGGUGUUCAACACAACUUUGUCUCUUGAUAGCAGACUAUUUUAUCCUGUUUUUUGUGCGCUACGUUACAAGUCUAAAAGUAACGAGUGCAACUGUUGGGUAUGUAUUGUCUUUAUGAACUGAAAUGGUCUGGCUAAGACUAGAAGAUUGCACUUUGUGAUGGAGCGUCUUUCUACCAAGUGUUCUACGACGUGAUAGGUGGUGGUGGUGGUGUUAGUUAGUUAGGUUAGUGGUGUUAGGACCAUUAAGUCACUAAACACGCCUGUGGUAUGCUUUUAUUAACCCUCUCAACUGAAAUGCAUAUAUAUAUGUAUAAUAUAUCUAUGCCUUGUUACCUAGCAAUAAAGAAUAUAACAAACACAUCAGCAGAUUUCUUUCAUU
Gadus chalcogrammus (walleye pollock) is the source of this 2085-nucleotide messenger RNA. It is a transcript of the gene dbt, whose product is annotated as dihydrolipoamide branched chain transacylase E2. The record is from RefSeq and is a predicted model, not a curated record. The coding region runs from base 38 to 1501 and encodes 487 amino acids. Gene Ontology annotation, cellular component: cytoplasm; mitochondrion. NCBI's taxonomy places the organism in Eukaryota, Metazoa, Chordata, Actinopteri, Gadiformes, Gadidae. The transcript is spliced from 11 exons. Gene Ontology annotation, molecular function: lipoic acid binding; acetyltransferase activity.